CUAAAGCAUAUUCUGGAAUAGUAGUACAGAGUCUAGUAGUAAGUACAACGUAGGUACCUACGCAAGGUAAGGUACUCAGGUACGACCAGGAGUACCUCGCCGGUAGUGCUGGAUGACUCAGCCUCGGUGACCGCCUCCUUCUUCUCCCUCCCUCGGCGUCAUGAUUGUCAUCAUCACCUUUCGCGGCUUCUUUUCCGGUUGAUUCGCACCCCUCCCUCCGAUUCUUUCCUCUUCCGCCCCGCCUCGCAUCAAUCCUCAUCAAGCAUUGCUUUACAUCUCCUCCAUUAUCUCCCUUUAAUACCAAUCUGCUUUCUGGAAGAAUCUCCCCCUCCUUCCCCCUCCCUCCCCAUCCCCCCCCACCCCACCUUCUCAAGCCAUCUCUCAUCCGUCGGUGGCGCAAGAUGAAGCUCACGUUCAAGGAUUUGAAGCAGCAGAAGUUCGUAAUCGAUGCAGAGCCCUCGGAGACGGUCGGGCAAGUGAAGGAAAAAAUUUCCAAGGAGAAAGGAUGGGAGGUUCCUCAGCUGAAGCUCAUCUAUUCGGGAAAGAUCCUUCAAGAUGACAAGACAAUCGAGACGUACAACAUCGAGGAGAAGGGCUUCAUCGUGUGCAUGGUGUCAAAGGUAUGCCGGUUCCCACUCCUGUGCACACUCGCAUAUCGACCUCUGCUCUGGACGGGCGCUAAUUUGCCGUUCGCUGUAGCCCAAGGCUUCUUCCUCCGCCACCCCCUCACAAGCCCCUCCACCCCUUCGAGAGCAGCUACCUCAACUCCGCUUGCGCCUCCUGCCCCCGCCCCGUCCAACACUGCGGCGGCGGCGGCGGCGGCGGCACCCCCUGCCACCCCGUCCCCGGCCGCCCCAGGCGCUACUCAGGCGCCCGCUUCCUCCUUUAACGACCCCUCCGCAUUGUUGAGUGGCGCCCAGAGCGAAACGGUCGCUGCCCAGAUGGAGAGCAUGGGUUUCCCCCGAAGCGAUGUCGAUCGUGCGAUGAGGGCCGCUUACUUCAACCCUGACCGUGCUAUCGAGUAUCUUUUGAAUGGUAUCCCCGAUAACAUCCAGCAAGAGCAGCAUCAUGCUGCCGCCGCCGCCGCCGGCUCACCUCAGGCCGCCGCCGAACCUACCGGAGAAAGCGCCCCCGCCUCGGCUGAUGACGAGCCGGUCAACCUGUUCGAGGCUGCCGCUCAGGCUGGUGGACAGGAGGGGGGUGCUCGCGGACCUCGGGCUGGAGGCGCAUCUGGCGAAGGACUUCCGAGUCUCGAUUUCCUCCGGAAUAACCCUCACUUCCAGCAGCUUCGUCAGCUGGUUCAACAACAGCCCCAGAUGCUCGAGCCCAUCCUCCAACAAGUCGCCGCUGGUAACCCUCAAAUUGCGCAGCUUAUUGGUCAGAAUGAGGAGCAGUUCCUUCAAUUGCUGAGUGAAGAGGGCGAGGAGGCGGCCCCCCCUGGUACACAUCAGAUACACGUCACGGAAGAAGAGAGGGAUGCAAUUGAACGCCUUUGCCGGCUUGGGUUCUCGCGGGAUCUGGUCAUCCAGGCCUAUUUCGCUUGCGACAAGAACGAAGAGCUCGCCGCCAACUAUCUCUUCGAGAACCCCGAUGACACCGACGAUCUAUGAAUCUAUCACGGCUUCCGUGUACCCUCUCGGGCCUGCUCAGCAAUGGGUUGCCACUCCUCUUAAGUCGUAUUCGCCCCUCAUAAUGAACGUCGCAAUGUAUCCUCUUUUUUCUCUUUUUUCUCCCUUAAGGUCUUCUGAGCAUCGGCCAUGUAGAUCAGAUCAGGGUCCAGAGAUCAGGGUUCAGCCUAAUGUCUCCAAACUCUCUGAACCCACGACACCCGAUUCCAGACGGCUGGCGUCACCUAUCUUGUCUCAUGUCUUGACUCGAAGAGUUCUCCUGAGAUGGUGCAAGUCUGGAUGGGGUCUCGUAGGCUAAGUACUCCGACGUACGAUGGAUCCUUUUAUUCGGCUUUUCCCCCCUUCCCCCCUCCUUUCUCACUCUCUGCUUGUGACGUUCUAGUCAUGUAUCUAGUUAACGAGAGCUGAACACGGUACUCUGAAUGACCAAAUCACAUCCUU
Aspergillus heteromorphus CBS 117.55 is the source of this 2069-nucleotide messenger RNA. RefSeq names its product putative UV excision repair protein (RadW). The coding region runs from base 402 to 1610 and encodes 402 amino acids. Gene Ontology annotation, biological process: proteasome-mediated ubiquitin-dependent protein catabolic process; nucleotide-excision repair. Gene Ontology annotation, cellular component: cytosol; nucleoplasm. Gene Ontology annotation, molecular function: polyubiquitin modification-dependent protein binding; proteasome binding; ubiquitin binding. The transcript is spliced from 6 exons. The record is from RefSeq and is a predicted model, not a curated record. NCBI's taxonomy places the organism in Eukaryota, Fungi, Ascomycota, Eurotiomycetes, Eurotiales, Aspergillaceae.